AUGCUCGCGGCAGGAAUGUGCAAUAACACCACUGCGAACAUCAGCGAUGUACUUCUGGUCAUUCACUACUUUCUCACAAAGGAGCAUUGUGGACCCGACUUCAAAAUAUUUAACUAUGUCGAUAGUCUGCUAUAUGCCAUCGAUUAUCUUAAUGCCCAAUUCGAUCCUAGCAUCCCCUACGCACCCUCCUUCACCUUCCUCAAGGGAUGCUCCCUCAGGAAGUAA
Molecule: messenger RNA, 225 nt
Organism: Dibothriocephalus latus
Lineage: Eukaryota; Metazoa; Platyhelminthes; Cestoda; Diphyllobothriidea; Diphyllobothriidae
Source: the annotation of a GenBank genome assembly